Messenger RNA from Thamnophis sirtalis, 2051 nucleotides. NCBI's taxonomy places the organism in Eukaryota, Metazoa, Chordata, Lepidosauria, Squamata, Natricidae. The record is from RefSeq and is a predicted model, not a curated record.
UGUUCUGGGGAGCUACAGGCUAGAAGAGAAGAAGUCUAGUGUGGAAAGCAUGUGAUAGAGAUUUUGUUUUGUGCGUGUUUUCGCGGGAUUUACAGCAGGAAAGAGACAGAGGUCUGGCCAAUACGCAGCCAACAGAGAGUAGCACCAGUUUUAGGCAUUUUCCUUUCUGAAAAUGGGAAAGAAGCUCGACCUUUCCAAGUUAACAGAUGAAGAAGUCAAACAUGUCUGGGAAGUAGUUCAGCGGGACUUUGAUCUGCGCAAAAAAGAGGAAGAGCGUUUAGAGGAUCUAAAAUGCAAAAUUGAAAAAGAAAGCACUAAGCGGGAGCUAUUGUCCAGUCAAUCCCACCUCAACGAAAGACUCUGUAUCCAUUGCCUGCAGCCCUUUAAGUUUCUAUUAAACAGCAAACGCCAGUGUUUGGACUGUCAGUUGUACAUAUGCAAAAGUUGCAGCCAGUACAACAAAAAGGACAAAGGUUGGAUGUGUGAUCCAUGCCGCCUAGUUAGGAUUGUCAAAACUGGAUCAUUGGAAUGGUAUUAUGAACAUGUCAGAACUCGUUUCAAGCAUUUUGGGAGUGCUAAGGUGAUGCGAUGUCUCUAUGGAAGGAUGUCUCAUGGACCGAAAACAAAUUCUACUUCGCUUGGUGAUGAUCACUUGUACAGGAAUAAUGAGAGUGAGGAGGGGGAAACAAGUGAUGAUGUGGAUGGAGCAGAAUCUGAGUCUUAUGCCAGGAUGCGCAAACAAAAGCGCCUACUUUCUGUACAUUCCUUUGAUUUUGAAACCGACUCAGAAUAUUCUUCCCAAUCUCGUCGUCAAUCUGUCCAGUUUUCUCCAUGUCUUGGGAAAGAAGACGUUCAGAUCACUGAGGAUUUUCCACAUGAUGAGGAAGUCUCCAUGCAGAAGGACUCCAUGGUAGCAGAAGCAGACUUGGCUGCAGUUUUCCAUCAUAUCUUACAAGAGCAAGGAAAGCACACGGCUCUUCCAGAACAGGAAUUCAGCACGGAAGUCCAGUUUAUAGGCAACUCACAUACCAAAAACCUGGAAACAAUCCCCAAGGCUGAUACUUGAACUGAACAAACGCAUCUCUGUUAUUGAAAGUAUGCUCAGCUGCCUUGAGGAAAAGAUCCUAGUUCAUUCUGAGAAGCCUCUAGCUAUUGAUCCCUACAUUGAUCAUAGCACAGAAGAGAAGGAACUGAAGAGAAAAUUAGAAGAAUUAACAAGUAGCAUAACUGAAAAAGCUGUUUCUACUGAUGAGGAAAAUGCAGGAAAGAAGACUGAAGAAUCCAAACCAGAAAUCGAUUCAUCCAAUGAUGACCUUCCUCCUGAUGCGAAGAAGGUGCCUACUAUGGAGAACAUUUAUAGAUUGCAGAAAAGACGAAGAGAGUUGGAGGACCAAACCCAUCACAGUGCAACAACAGAUUCAGAAUUGGCAGAGUUGGAAGACAAAGUGGCUUUUCCUGUGGCUGAAGUACAACACAGAGAGACUGAGGUGUCUGAUAUAGAAUCUCGAAUCGCUGCACUGAGUGCUGCUGGGUUGAGAGUUAAACCAGUGGAAAGGCCUAAGGAAAAAAGAAGCAUCCAGGUCAUGUCUGUGCCCCAUGUGUUGAGGAAGAAAUUCAGUAUUUCCCAUGAAACUGCAAGCAAUGCUGAAUCCUUUGCUCGGAACUCCUAUUACAGAGGAUCACUGACCCAACGAAAUCCAAAUGGAAGAAACAGAAAAACAGAUGAGAUCUUCGCGAAACCCGUGAUGACCCAUCGUUCUUGAAAACAAUGGAACCUUCUAAGAUCAAUACUGCAAAAUCCUGGCUCAAGUUUUGAUUUUUGUUGCUUUUCUCUCUUUUACUUGUUUUAUGAAAGAAGAAAAUGGAACAAAUUACAUCUGAACAAAUUACAUCUCUGAGGAAGAAUCCUAUGACAUUUGAGCUCUAGCUUCUCCAGCAGAGCAGUAGGUCUCAAUGUAUGUUAUGGAAUCCCUUUCUCAGCUUCUUUACAUAUUUUAAAAAGAACUUUGGCUCAAGUCCCCUCAGGGAAAAGGGCGGCCUACAAAUUCUAA